Messenger RNA from Aphanomyces astaci, 366 nucleotides. RefSeq lists its product as hypothetical. Lineage: Eukaryota; Oomycota; Saprolegniomycetes; Saprolegniales; Verrucalvaceae. The record is from RefSeq and is a predicted model, not a curated record. The transcript has 2 exons. The coding region runs from base 1 to 366 and encodes 121 amino acids.
AUGGCCCUGAGUUCCGUGACACUUGAUGCAGUCGUCCAGACCGAUGUGGCCGAUGUCGCAAGUUCAAAUCCAACUUUACCUUCCAUAUUGUUGGCGUUUGAACAAGCCAAUCCUGGGUCGCGUGUGGAUUUCGAGCUGGACACCCAUGGUCGGUUUUAUCGGGCCUUUGUGUGCGGAAAAGUGUACGCUGAUGCCCACCACUCCAACUUGAAGCUCGUUGGGUCCGAUGGCGCACACUUCAAACACAAGGAUUACAACAGGGUGUUAAUCAAUCUGGUGCGCCGCGACGGCAACGGGAAAAACAUCCCCAUCGCCCUCGGUGUUGUGGCCAAGGAAACAUUGAUAACUAUCUCUGGUUUUUCCUAA